Molecule: messenger RNA, 1308 nt
Organism: Diaporthe citri
Lineage: Eukaryota; Fungi; Ascomycota; Sordariomycetes; Diaporthales; Diaporthaceae
Exons: 1
Coding region: 1-1308 (435 amino acids)
Source: RefSeq, a predicted model, not a curated record
AUGAAAUCAUCAAUCUGUAUCAAGCUAUUUGCUAUACUUGCACUUGCUCACGCAGGGUUCGCAAGUGCCCAAGAUGAUGGGAUGCCCAUCCUCACCCUCAAUGACGACGAAAGCUUCAACUUUGACAUUCUCACUGGUUUGGGUCAGAUGGCCAACGACGGUGCAGACGUCAAUCCCGUGCUCGAAGCUGCAAAGAAGAUCAAGCCCGGCGACCGUGACAGCUACGCAAAAGCUUGGUUUGAUCUUGCAAAUGAGACCAAGGCCAAGGCGUCGGACCCUGAGUACGCUUCUGAUCCGGUCAAUGUCAGGUCUACUUGGUUCUCUGCGUCCAACUACUUCCGUCGAGCAGACGUUUACAACCGGGCCGACUGGGAUGAUGCACGCAUCAACGAUUAUUGGGACGAGCAGCGAUCGGCUUUCGAUAAGGCCAUAGCUGCCUUGCCUGUCCCGGCUGAGCGUGUGGAGAUUCCUAGCGAUGAUUUCAAUGUCUCAGGUAUCUGGUAUUCGCGACUGUCCAAGGGCAAUCAGACUGAGCGCCUCCCAACUAUAAUCCUUACCCAAGGUUAUGAUGCUGCCCAGGAGGACUUGUAUUCAACCGUUGUUGCCCCGGCUUUGGCUCGUGGAUAUAAUGUCUUUUCGUUCGAAGGCCCUGGUCAGCCUACCCCACGCAGAGAACAGGCUGUUGGUUUCAUCCCAGACUGGGAACGAACCGUCACACCCGUCGUCGACUACCUUCUUUCCGAAAAAGCCGCAUUCAUCGAUACCAAGCGACUCGUCCUAUACGGCCACUCUUUUGGAGGUUAUCUCGGCGCUCGAGCCGCUGCUUUUGAGCCCCGAUUGUCGGCACUCUUGCUUAACGGUGGGGUUUGGGACGCGUAUCAAGCGUACACUGCAUAUCUGCCGUCCGACCUCCUCAAGGUGCUCGAGUCUGGUGACAAGGGGGCUUUUGAUAAGGCAAUGGAUGAGUUGUUAAAUUACCCGGAAACAUCUACGACCAUCAAAUGGGGCCUUGAGCAGGGGUUGUGGGCCUUCAAGAUGAAGUCACCUUAUGAUUUCUUCCAAUCGUUCAAGAACUACACGCUGAAGGGCGGCAUCGCGGAUCGUAUCAAGAUGCCAGUUUGGCUUGCCGAUGGAGAGUACGAGGAUCUUAUGGCAGGGCAGUCGCAGCUCGUUAAGGAUGCUUUGGGCGAAAGGGCAGAGCUCCAUAUGUUCAAUGGAACGGCUGGGUUUCACUGCCAGACUGGCGCUACGCAGGAGUUGGGCAGGGUCAUGUUUGCGUGGCUGGAUAAGACUUUGAACAAGUUGUGA